AUGUGCCUCUCCAUCUGCUCCUUCCACUUCACCCUCUCCGAAGGAUUCCCAGGACCAUUGCGGUAUCGACACUCCCAGGACGAUGGCGUUUGUGCGAUCGUCCUGGCAGUUCUGAAUGGCUACGAGUACUGCAGAUUUACUCCGCAAUGCUCCUCUUACGCUGCGCGAAACUACCGGUGA
This is a messenger RNA of Penicillium cosmopolitanum, 180 nucleotides long. RefSeq lists its product as uncharacterized. The coding region runs from base 1 to 180 and encodes 59 amino acids. Lineage: Eukaryota; Fungi; Ascomycota; Eurotiomycetes; Eurotiales; Aspergillaceae. The record is from RefSeq and is a predicted model, not a curated record. The transcript is spliced from 2 exons.